GGCAGAAGAAGAUCGUGGAGCCAUACAGGACUGGAUUCAGAUUCUGACUAUAUUAGCUGUGGGCCCUCAGGCAAGUCGUGUAACCUGUCUGUACCCCAAUUUCCUUAUCCCUAAAGUGGAGAUGUACUAUACUGACGUUGUGAUUGUUGUAAAGACCUAAAGGAUCCUAUAUUGAGUACCUUAGCUCAUAGAAAUUCCCCAAUAACCGUAACAGUACUGUAGUUAGCUUUGACACCGCACACGGAAGAGAGGUUUGCAAGGUUUACGGGACUUUACCCUGGAUCGCAGGAAUGAGAAUGGCAGAAGGUAUCCAGACAGGGAGGGCCAGACUGUGCGGCAGCGUAACUUUGCUCUUACAGCACUUCACAAGUUUUUGAUUCUUUAAACUAAAUCCUUCCAUGCUGAAUGUGCACAAGCAGAAGGCUGGUGACAGCGCCGGGCAAUGUGGUUGAGGGGAGGGUCUCGGACUCUAGAGAGCCUACCACUCACUAGCUCUGUGAUCCUGGCGAGAUCACCUCACUCAGUUUCCUAAGCUGUAGAAAGGAUGCUCCGUACACCCUCCAUAGACGGCACAUAACCGUAUUAUGAAGUGAUCAGGAUUAAUCAACAGCACAAAGUGCCCUGUUGGAAGAACUGAUUGCUCUGGGAAUAAUGGAGAGAGAGGGGAUGCAAGAGCUUUGGUCCCAGGCUUUGGACACCUGACAGGAGAGAGCUGUUUGAGCUUGCGUGUGUUCUGUAACACAAAGGGUUUGCCCUAGAUAAUCCCUUGGGUUCCUAAAGUAGCCCAAGGCCAAUCUAGCACAGUUCCCCAAACAGCUGCUCUCAGGCCUGGGGGGUUGUGCCCGGAUGCCCCCACCUGCUGCAGGAUAAGUCCUACCCACUCCAGAGCCAGGCCUCCUCUGGAAACCAUCCUUCCCGCGCCAUCCCCCCCCCCCCCCCCCCCCCGGUAUUGUGUGGUCCUCAUUGUGCCCGUGCCUGUCAUCUGGAUGGUGACGGUAGUGAGCAAGGUACAAACAGGAGAGCAAACCAUUUUGAGUGAGAAGCUUGUCAUCUGAAGCAAAGAUGGAUGAGCACUUUGCCUUUGUAGAGAUUUCUGGAAUCUCCUGGGUCCUAACUCUUUUGCUGUUUCCCGUCCUUUGUGUAGAAAUGUUUGGUAACAGAGGGACCAAAACAGGGAGCGGGACAGCCAGUUCCAAGGAGAUGACCUCAGGUGUGGAGAGAAGUGGCCCUGAGCCACAGCUGGAUAAUGGACACCUCCCAGGACCCUGGUCCUGCUCUCUGGAAGACAGAACACCCAACCUGAUGGUCCCCCAGCACCCCGGUGCACUGGGGAUACACCGCCAAGGUCCCUCUGUGCUGGAGUCCAAGGUGAGGGCCUUGAAGGAAAAGAUGACAGCAGGCAAACAGGGGGUGAGCCCCUGCCUCACUUCUCAGGAGAGGCCAUCUAAGAAAUCCAAAUGCAGGCGGGUCAGGGUGGGUGGAGCUGGGACUCUGUCAGAGGGGUUUUCCUUGCCGGAUGCUGAGGUGGUCCUCCCUGCUCAGAACCUGACUGAUGCGCAGCUGGACAGUGUUGUCAACAAGAGUGAACCUGCCAGGAAGGAGGUUCCCAGACCGCCCAGGCCGCCUUCUCCUGGGCUUGAGUGCUGGAACGGGAAGAGCCCAUGGCCUCCAGAAGCAGUGUGGGCAUUGCCGGACAAUGAGAGGAGCCUGCUUCCAGGGCCUGGCUCUUUGCCAGAGAGCCCUAUCCACAGAGUCACUCCGGGCCGGCCUGGGGGCCCUGGUCCUUGUAACAAAAUCACCCACGUGCCCCACCUGAGGAAAGGAAGGUCAUAUACCCUUCAAGAUGGUCUAGUUACAGGUGGAGACCUGGACAGCUUGUCUCUGACCUCCGAAGAAGACUUUGUCCCCAGGCCAGCCCUGCUUGGGGGGCUCUGGCGAGCUGGAGACCUGGGGGCUCUGGGCACUGGGGGCAGUGCCUUGUCCCUGUCUGACCGGGUGGAGAGGAACCGCCUUCUGCUGCAGGAGAUGCUCAGUGUUGGGGGGCAAGGCCCCGCCAAGGUGGAAAUGUCAGCCUGGACUCCAUCCCGGGACAGAGGUAUACCAGAACGACCACCCAGGGACGUGGACUGGGACUCAGGCAUCUCCCUACAGGACUCAGACCAGAACAGGACCUUUGGUCCCAAGCCGGAGUCCGUGCUGAGCCCCAGGCAUGAGGAAGCCAAGCAUCUGCUGCAGCGUGCCCGCAUGAAGGCCAGGACCCGGCCCCUCCGUGCCAGCCAUGAUAUCGUGCCCGCCGUUGCCCAGGGCAGCCGAGACGGCCGGAGAAACCCAGCCCUGGACCCGAGGAUGACCUUCGCCUGCAGAGACAACCUCCAGAACGGGAACACGAGUGACUCCUCCAGCGGGGAGUCCACCAGCGGGCAGUGGCCGAAGCGGGGCACCUCCCCGUCCCGCGUCCGCUUUGAGGACGAGUCCGCCGGCGACGCCGAGUCCCGCUACCUGGACCGGCUGCAGCAGCGCCAGGACCAGGCGCGGAGCUGCGUGCUGCAGGCGCCGGCGGGCCAGGGCCCCCUGCGCUCCAAGCCCGACCUCGCUCACUACGUCAACAGGGGCUGCGCGCGCAGGGCCGCCGGCGAAGGGGCGCUCUGCAGGCUGGUGGGUCUACUGGACCGGAAGGCCGUCCCGGACGGCGAGAGGAAGUGCCGAGCCUGCGGCAGCCGCAUCGAUGACCGACGGCCCACCCAGGCGAAGGCGAGCCCGGACCCGAGGUCCCUCCAGGAACGUGACCGUGGGGCGCAGGGGGUGCUGGCGGAGCCCCUUAGCUCUUGGGGCCCGAGCCCCCCCUCCAGGCUCCUCCCUGCCAAGCAGGGGCUCCACACGGAAUGGAUCCGGGAAACGCACAUUGGAGACUCGGUGCGGCCCGAGGAGGUGGACUCCGCCCUGGACAGCACGGACACCUCCGACAGCUGCAGGACCGACAGCGAGGAGGCUGGGACCUCGCAGCCAAGCAGGGCCCGUGGCCCGGCCCAAGGCAGCGGCCCGCGUCUGCGGGGCGCCAGGCCUCGGGGAGGCCCCAGGUGGUUCCGGAAGGCUGAAUCUCAGCUGCCCAGCAGCCCUCAGACCCCUCACUACUCGCCUGGGAUUGAUCACGUGGAGGUUGCAGAUGAGGUGAAAGAAGGCAGAGGACACCCUGAGGGGACUCUGUUUGCCAGAGAAGAUGCUUUCCCUAAGCCUCCUGUCCUGGAAUCUAAAAGGGCUUCCCUGGGAUCCCAGUGGCAGCCUGAAGCUGGGCUGGGAAAUCACUGGGUUCCCCUGGUGGAUUCCAGGGCUCUGUGCAGGACAGCCUGUGCCCCGGCAUCUUCCAUGAAGCUGGGGUCCUCAGCGCCAGCCAGACAAGCCCGGGAUAUAGAAAAUCAUGAGUCUCUGGAGACUGUCUCUGCUUCCUCCCUGCAACAGAGCCAUGCAGAGCCCUCUGCCCUGCACCAGGCCCAGCAGCUAACCUCUUUCUUCUCCCCUGGAGGCUGGGUGCCAACCCCUCCACCUUCAAGGAAAACCACCUCACCUGUGUCUCACAGGAAGGCAGCCCUGCCUGGGUCCAGCAGGCUGGGUGAGCAGGGAGAGCCUGUGGACACCCCUCUGCCUCCUUCAAGAAGUGCAGUUCCCAGGACCUGUGAGCUCUCACCCACGCAGACCCAGCCCUACAGCCCCCAAGUCAGUCACCCACUGCUGGCCCUGUCCACCAACAGCUGCAACAAGAGCAUGCCUCUGGGGCUGCAGGGGCCCUGGGGAGGAGCCAUGGGUGAGCGCAAGGUGGACAGGGGCUCCUGCAGGCAGGAGCCGUCUCUGGAGAAACGCAGCGAUGGGAGGGCUGCGGCUGUUGCAGGAGGACUCCAGGGCUUUCUCGGCUCAGCAGCUGUUGGCAUUGUCAGCUCCGUGGGCAUCACCCUCUCCCUGGCCUCAGAGGAGUCAGAGUCCAGCCAGGAACCAGAGGGAGGCCUGCAGAGGACAGAGUUAAGUUCCAGAGGGCAUGUGUCAACCCGAGCAUCACCGGGGGUCAGUGCAGGACCCGGCCCACCCUCCGCUACCCCUUCCGACAGGAGCAAGAAAAGCAGCAGCAGCUUGGCCUCUACCCUGGGGCUGAAAAAGCUCUUCUUGGCCCUGGGCCAGGGCACAAGGCCCAAGCUGGGCAAGGCCCGCAGCUACAGCGUGGAGCAGCUGCGGGCCCCUGCGCCUGGCCCGGCAUCACACACCAGCACCCCCAAAGUGAAGAGAGCCCCAUCGUUACAGUCCCUGCAUCUGGUGUCACCGUCUCACCAUCAUCGGAAAGCUGUCUCCUUUCAGAACCUCCAUUCUCUGCUGAGUGGCAAGGGGGACAGGUCCAGCCUCUACGUGGUAGGAGAGCCAGGGGACCACAGUGCAGAUGUCCGGCCAGCCAAGGCCCUACCCCAGCGUGCCCUCAGCGUGGAGGAUGUGAGCGCCCCCAGCCAGGCGCGCACAGUGGGUCGUGUGGUGGAGGUGUUCCCAGAUGGCACAACCCAGCUGCAGCUACAACGCUCCCCGGAGGGCACUUUUGGCUUCUGUGUGGCCUCUGGGAAUGGGCGCCGGGACUCAGGGUUCUACGUGCAGGAGAUAGCUGAUUCGAGCAUGGCCAAGCUGUACUCAGGGCUGCUGGGGGUAGGGGAUGAGAUCCUCGAGGUAAAUGGGGCCAAAGUUGCAGGGCUGGGCUUGGCUCAUAUCAAGGAGCUCCUGGCCCACGCAGACAGCUUGUCAAUCCGUGUGCUGAGGCAGAGGCCCGUCCCUCGGUGACCCAGCGGUGCUCCCGCCCCGCACAGUCACUCCCGCAGAAGCCCUGAACUGGCCUAGGAGGAAUGGAAAUGCACUACACAAAGCUGCUUUGUGGACCAAAGACAGAUGACCGUGGCAUGUAACCCCCGUGGCAGGGCGUCCGUGAUUGACCACCAUACGUGAGGGCAGGAGCCUGCUUGUGUGUUUUAAGGAUGUUAAUUUACGUGGAACUGGGGAAAAAAGACCUGGAUCUCCUUCAAUGCAAGAAGCGGGGUCAGCCUCUUUCCUUACCUUUGUUGGCAAGAGGAGAGAGAGGCGGCAGGUACUGGGGUUGGCCCCUGACCACCUCUUCACCCCCAAGUCCUGUCCCACUCUCUGUCAAGGGCUCCCCCAGCCUUCCACACUCCAGAACCAAAGAAAGUUCUUGGCCAUAUUGGCCUUGAGCCUGCCUUUAAAGUCUCAUUCCUUCCACAUCCCAUUGAACACCUUUGUUCUUUUUCUGGAAAUGGGCAAAGUGUCCUGGAGUGACAGCCUUACAGCCCUUGGCCAUAUAUUCCAAGCCAAACAUUGGAACAUGUGGUCUGGUGUGAGAACAUCUGGGAGAUGUUAUCUGGUAGCCAGAAUAUUAAGAGUUUCUGGGAAAUUUUUGUGAUAUAUAAAGUUGAAGGGAAAAAAAAACCAGACGAAUUUCCAGGAAGAGCAGCCAUGGCCAGUAGGACUGGCCAGCCCUGCCCCCACCAGCCUGCCCUCUGCCUCUGCCCAAGGCAACACUGGAGCUGGCGGUGAGGGCCUGUCUUCCUUCUCCUGUAGAGUGUGGGCAUGGCUGUGGCUGGUGCCAGGCUGUCCCCAGCCACAAGCUCUCUGCCCAGACUCCCUGGUGGCAGCUGUGGGUGGGUCAGCAGGAAGUGCAAUGACAGGGUACAGGCAGGGGGAUGGGCUGUCUCACCAGGUUGCUUCCCUGCUCUAGGCCCAAAGGGUUGGGACUCUCUGGGAAUGGAUGGCCGUGUGUCAGUCUUAAAUUAUUAAAAAGCAAAGCUGAAGCUUCUCUCACUCCAAGUCGCUAAAUUCUGGGCUGGAUGUUCACUUGACCUUGAGUGGCCAAGAGCAGGGGCCUGAAUUGGGGACAGAGGGAGGGAGGACACAGGGACAGAAGUGAACUGUAUUGAGCAUGCCAGAGGGAAGGCUAGGGUAGUCCCCCAGGGUAGGGGUGACAGCCAGGGUGGAUGCAGAAGCCUCCAGGGACAGUCCUCUGGCUGAGAGAGGAGCCUGGGGCAAGGUGCGUUUAUGAACAGGGGAAAGAAUGGAGCUAGGGGACUCCGGUGGGUGAUGCUGGGGUGAGGGGUGCAGUGAGCAGUUCAGUACUGUUUUAGAACUUGAUAAAACACACAGCCUUAGUUAAAAUGAGUGUUCAUAGCAGCUUUCACUGGGCAAGGUCACUGAAGGGUACAUGUGGCCUGAGGGAAAGGUGAUGGGGGGGAGGGGACUGGCAAUCCUGUGGAAUGUAUAGUGAAUGUUCUCCUGGGUCCAGGCCUUACCUGCAGGAGCCAGUUAAAACUCCCUCUUUACUGCCCCCUGGAGGCUAGGGGGGUGAAGGGUGCUCCCAGAGCCCCAGAGCGCUGCAGGAUGGGGAGACUGAGCCACCUGGGAUGGGGAAUGAGGAGGGGUGGCUCCAGCAGGUGAGCAGAGGGGCCAGUGGAACAAGUGUUUGGGCCUUAAGGGUGUGAAGAGGGUGCUGGAACAUCUCAGAGACCAACCUGGGGCCCCCAAAGCUUGGAAAUGGCCCCAUGGCAGGACAGGAAGUAGUCAUGGGGAAAACCCUGGCAGCUCCUGUACCCCCAAUUCCUGGCCUUGAGCUCAUGAAACUUGGGAAAUUUCAUAUUGAAAAAAACUUAUGGGAGCAAAGGCACCUCUGUUUUCUCUGUAUGGUGAGGACAACGUGCCUUCCCAGCUCCAGCUGGGAAGGAAGGGAAAGUAGAGGGCUCUGGCCAGGACAGGACUGGGAAAGGUCUCUAAGCAAUAAUGGGCAUCUGCUUUUGUUACCUCCCAGGGCCAGGGCCAGGCUCUUGACACAUCUUAUGUAGUCCUUAAAAACAGACCUGCCAUUUAUGCCCUGUGUAUCAUCUGUCUUUACACAGAUGGAGAGCUGAGUUGAGCAACAGUGAUAGGACAUUCAGACCUGGCCUCUCUGACUCAAGGCCACUCUUCCAGCUGUGACAUCUCCCACCUCCCCCCCCCCCCCUCCCGAAAAAGGCUUGACAGAGGGGAGUAGACACUCUGGACUGUGUGAACUAGACCUGCACUUCUUCCUGAGUAACGUGAGGCCAGGGGCCCUGACUCGUGUAGGUGGGUGGGGACUUUGGUUCCUCCAGACACCUGCCUGACGUCCCCAUCUGCUCUGUCUGGGGAGCUGCUAACCAGGUCAGCCCUGUGUCACCCACAGGACUGUCAGAAAGCGCCUGCUUAGAACCUAGUGGAGUAACUAGGAGCUAGGCCCUUUGACAGGCAAGGAUCCCCUGGAGAUGAGAAAGACGGGCUCAAGCUGCCAUAGUCUCAGGGAGACACAAACAUGCCCACAUGGCCUGGUGUGUGCGGCAGGAGAGCCUGGCACCUGGCCUCUGGGGUAGACAGCCUGAGUGAUCAGCUGGGGGAGGGAGCUUACCAACAAGGGACACCCACGCAGGGUUUUGUAACAUGAGUAGGAACUUACAGGAAGGAUGAAGAAAAGGACGUUCAGGCACAGAAGAUAACAGCGUGCGCAAAGGUGGCUUUUUCCUGUACCUAACCUAUGACCUUCCCCCAUCCCCCCACCCCCCAGGGCAGUUUAUUGGUAUUCUGUGUCCAGAGCUCUCUCCACAGAAGCCAUCAGAUUUGGGGACUACACAGAACAGAAAGUGGCUCCAACUUGGGCCUCAGACAUGUCAAUAUCCUUAGGGUGACAGGUGGGGGUGGGGCGCAAGGUCAGAAGUCGCUAGCGGAAGCCGGGGGGGGGGGGGGGGGAUCUGGGAGGGAAGGGCUGUCCCUGGCCAACCUCCCUCCCACCGUCGCCUGCUAGAACCUUUUUUUUUCAGGUCGCCUCUUCUCGGUGGCGGAGGGGCCGGCGGGGGGCGAGAGCUCAUCUCCAAGGCGGAGUGCGGUCGGCACCAGGUUCCCUGGGAGGGGGACCGAAAUUUGUCGCGUGUCAGCGACCUGGAGGCGACUGUUCGCAGGCAACCGCCCCGCGCCCUCCCCGCCAGGCUACUCUGCUCCGACGCGCGUGUCGCCUGCAAGUCGGGACGGCCGGGCGGGGCGAUCCCGCGGGUCCGGGCAGGUCGCACAGGCGGCUGGCUCCCCGCGGGUGCGCCCUCCCUGCCACUCGGCCGCCCGGGAGGUGCCCUCCGCGCCGGCCUCGCGGCCUUUGUUGCGCGCCGCCCGCCCUCCCGCUGUCGUGUCCGCGCUGUCCUUCCUGGCGUCCGCGGGGGCCGGCGCGGGAGACGGGGCUCUGGCCGCACUGCCCCGCCCCGGGGCCGCCCGGCCUGGCGCGGGCUCGGUUGGAGGCGCAGGACGGCUGGAGCCGGCAGUUUUCCAGAGGCUGGGGGCGGGGUGGGGACGGGUUGCACGCUCCCAGCCCCCAACAGACACACGACGCAGGAGCCCUCGCUGGGCGCCGGAGGCCGGGAAGAGGCUGGCCCUCACUUUGCCCCGGAGGGACGCACGGCUGGGGACCGCGGGAGCGGACAACCGGGAGGACUGGCCUGAGCAGGAGGGAGGGAUGGGACGGGAAGCGAGGCGACUCAGGACUGGCACGCGUGGCGGGGGGCGCAGAAUGGGGACCGGUACGCGCAGUGUUCCGAGUCUCACUCAGGAUGGAGGAACCACAGGCGCAGCUCGGAUUUGGGAAAUGAAGGUUAAUUCAAAGGCGUGCACCGUGCCGUCUCCCAGCCUGCUCUGCUCCUCCGAUCUCCCAGAGCUCUGUUGGGGACGUUAAGGAUUCAGUACUGAAUCCUUGAGGCAAUUCUGCGAGGAACGGACUACUUAUCUCUGCUUGCAAACUGGCAGCCGAAGACUCAGGUUUAAAUUAUUUAUCUAAGGUCACAUUGCAAAUAUUACUAGCGGAGAAUGGAUUUGAACCCGUCCCUCUGUGACGGCCAGCCUGUGCACGUCCUCCCUCCUGGAACCCUGUGGGGCUCACCUCAUCCGGAGGCCCUCGAACACCCGGGUUGGGCCGACCCCUGCCCCCAGCACCCCCGUCCCCCAUCUUCACCAGGGCGGCGUGAGGGGUUCGACUCGUUUUUCUGCAGGGAAAUUGCCUGGGCGCUCCCAUCUCCCCGCGGGGGGCGGGAGGAAGUGGGGACAAGAUCAUUUUCCAGAACAGAGUUUCCGAAAAGCAGGCGUAACCCACUCGUGGGUCAUGUCUUGUGGGUCGACACCAAUAUUUUAAAAAGUAGCGUUUCGCACAAGGCACUUGUAGGUUUUGUUUGAGAACCAAUUUUUUCAGAGGGGUGUGUGUGUGUGUGUCCUGAGCUGUAACUUAAAGGAUCGUUCUGACCCCUGCUCUGGAGCGCGCUGAGAACACGCCCUCGGCACGGCCUGGGGGAGUGGUGGUUGGAGGGGAGGCUGCCUCCGUCCUCUGUUACCUGGAGCUCCACAUCCGACCUCCGCGACCUCUUCCAGCGGUGCGCUGCCUGCAGAACGCUGCUGAACCUUCCUGGACUGGUGGCUCGUCCGUAUGUGCGUGGCCCCUAGGGGAAGAGGCAUCCUUGAUCCUACAGCCUUGUCGCCGAGAAGCCCGUGUCCCAGGGGCAGGGUACAGUGAGGUGACUGGACUUCCUGGUCCUCCAAACCGGCCUCCGUGCAGUGGGAUUCCCGCGUGGGUACUUAGGGGCAGGAGCUGUUGGAUCCCUGAUCUGGCUCGCCCCAGAUUCCCGCAUUCUCUCACCCAUUUCCUGCUGCUAAUUCGUAUGCCCUUGCUGGAACACCCUUUCCCUUGUCCACCCGCGGACUUCUUGGCAGCCUUCAAAAAUACUAGAGAUGCCUGUCCAGCUGUCCAGGGAAGCAUUCCAGGAACACCUGCAUGCUGACUUUGUUCCUCUUCCCUGUGCUCCCAUAUAAUCGGGUGCCAGGGCUCUUUAUUGUGGCUCUCUUUUCAAAUAGAGUUUCUUGCUUAUCCUCCAUCAAACUUACCUGGCAACACCUGGGCUUCCCUGGUCCAUCUGUUCAACCCAUUUCCUACCCCAAAUCCCCAGGUUGGUUCUGGAGCCAUUCACAAGGCUGUCACCGGAUCCCCUCUCUCCCCUCCCCCUCUCUCCCUCCCUCCCCACCAUCCUCUCUGAAGUUUCCCUCCUUCCUACAGAGCCAGAGCACCUGCUUAGAAAUGGCAGCAGCUUUCCUUGGCAAGAAGCUCUUCCCAGCUCUCUCAGGCUGUGGGCUUGGCCAGGUCGGAGCGCCGGGCCCUGAGGAAGGGGCUGCUGUCAUUGGCUCUGAAUCUCUGCCCAUGGAGCCAGGCUUUAACAGCUGCCCUGCCAGGCCUGGAGGGCAUCCGGGGCUCUUCUGUGGAUGCCUGGGUGCCCGCUGGGCCUGCCUUUGUCUUGUCCUUCUGCAAUCUGGGCUCAGGCCCCAAUUCGCAGUGUGGGGCUGUCCUCAGGGGUCUGGCCAGGUGCCAGGUACUGGGGAGAGGCCUGCCCCGCCCUUGGGAUGCCCACAUCCCCAGGGUGGAGACAGCUACAGCUGUGAAGAGAGACAGACCAGUGUGCCAAGGGGUACAAUGGAAGCCCCAGGCAGGAGGCCCCACUCCACCUGGUGAGAAGAAAGACUUCCCAGACGAGCCAGCCGUGGGCUCAGCAGCCUCCAUCCGAGCUCUGGUGUUCUCUCAGGAGCACAGAACGCUGGCAGUGGCGGGAGCUCACAGCAGCAUUCAGAUGCCACAGCUCUGAUCCUCACCCUGGGCUCCACAGACGUCUCCAGGCUUUUCCGAGUUCGUAUCAGGAGUCUGGCUCACUUACUUUUUGCCCGUUUCCAGCCAAAUAAAAGCUCCAAAACAUUUUAUCAGCAAGGCCAGCCUGCCUGAGGUCCUUGGCUUAGCAGAUCUCUUAACUGUACAGUAGGCAUAUGGGAUUUGAGACGCGGUCAAGUCCAGGGUACCUGGUGUCCGUGCUUUAUCUUCACUCCUUAGAGCAGUGCUUUAACCCACCACCAACUCCUACUACAGCUCUUUUCUCUUUGAAGGGACGCUGGCCUCAUACUGGUCCAGUCAGACCUGGGUCCUCCUCCUGACCCUACCUCUUCCUCAUUUACCCUUGGGCAAACGUCUUCGAUGCUCAUGCCCGUUUGUGGGUGUAAACUGGGCCUCAACGGGGUUUCCCUCGUGGGGUUGUAAGAAUGAAAUGAAGACCAAAAUUUCACUCCCCAUCGUGUCCCCGAUGCCCAUGAUCAAAGACCUGCCAGCACGUCAGAUUCUUAUCAAAUGUUGGCCAGAAGUUUUAGCUGCUAAUUAGGUAUAAAAUUUGAGAAAUCUGUUCCUAUGAGUUGAUGACCUCUUCGCAAAGGCUGGCCAAUCUUAAUGUGAACUUUUGUGAACGCAGCUAGAAUGCAUCCAACGGUGUGGUGAGGAAGGGGAUACCACUGCAGAGGUCAGAAAGGUUGGCGAUUUGGCCAUCCAAGCUGGGCUCUGGAACACCUCACCUACCGAGAGAUGUAUUGGUGGGGAUGUUCGUGCCCAGGCUUUGCCUGCAUCUGCACCAAAUGGAGCCGCCGCUAAUGUUCCAGUUGUCAGUGUCGUCUUGGUAGAAGGGUCCCUGUUUCCAGACCAGUGACGCCCCCAAGGUGCCAAGGAUCGAGGUUUAUGUCCUCUUGGACGGUGCAGCAUUGUGGCAGUAUGGACAGGCCUUCCCUUCCUGGGAGUUUCAUUUUUGCCCCAGGUCUCCUCUUGUAUUUUCAACGUGAGUUUUAUGUAAGACUUGUAGCCAGUGGGGACCUUGUGAGAGACAGCAAAUCACUCUUUUGCUGCGCAGCAGAGCCACGAGUGGAGUCAACGUGCUGGUGGCUCCAGAACCCUCAGCCUUGUACACGGCUGGCUUUUUCUCGACGCCACACAGUCCGCAGCUCCCCAGGCCUGGGAGAGGGGCAGAUUUGCUUUUAUCAGGGGGUACACACAGCCCUUCCUUCUCAAAUAUUAACUGUAACCCUCAAAAUAAGCAUUCAUUCCUCUAGCAAGGCUGGUUAGUAUGUUGACGUGUGUUAACCCUCCUUAGCUAUUACAUUUGGGGGAAGUCAAGCUGGGGACUCAUGAAGCACGGAUGUCCCAAUUUCUGUGGUAGCACUGAGAGCCACCAAGUGGCUCUGCCUCGUCUCAGCUGUGUGACCUUGAGAAAUCACUUGUGUCCCCGUUCCCUCAUCUGCACAUUUGAGAUAAUACUAGAUGAGGUAACUUCAUAGUUUCAAAACACCAUUUUAAGUAUCAUCUGCAUUAAUACAGAUGAAGCACCUAGAAUGGUGCUGGGCACAUAGAAGGUGUUCAGAUAAUGAGGGAAGAUGAUGAGGACAGAUGGGAUGAUGAAGGUCCCUGUCCUUAAGGAGCUUAUAUAGCCUCGUCAUCUUGUCCAACACAGAAUCGAAGGAAGGCUCUUUCACCUGCCAACUGGGAUGGCCAGUGUUCUUGCUGGCCAGCACUUGGGUGAGGGGGAAAUAAAAGACUCAGUUCCUUUUGUGUUGUUUCUCUGCUCCCCACACUCCUUGUCCCAACUGAAACUGUGCCGUAUGGUAUUCUGAAUCCAUAAUGUGGUUAUUUUGGGGUUUAAUAAUUCACGUAACUUGCCCAGCCCAAGAGAGCACAAUUUAUAAUUCAGAUCUUCCAACAGCCACACACUUUCCCCACCCCAGGCAUACGCAUAUGUCUGUGUUUACUGGUGGGGGCAGAAGGAAGGAGCUGUAUGUAAGUAUGAAAAGAAAUAAGAGAAAAACAAAACUUAAAAAACAACAACUGACAAAGGUCAUGGUCUCUCCAUUUCUCUUUUAAUACUGAACAGUAUUCUUUGUACAGCUGUAACAUGAUUUCAAGAGCAGAAAUAAGAAACAUUACUGAUAGACUUCAGGGUGUAAAAAUACCACUUUGAAAGACGGCUAGUUGAGAUUUUUCUUACGCAAGUAUUUUUAAAAAGUUUUCAAGUUUAUAGUGUCAUCAGUUUGUUUAAUGUCAGGAUUACGAUCAAAGCUAUGGAAGAGGUUUUAUUAUGCAGGGAUGGUUUACUGUAGCCUAAAUUCCAUGAUGCAGGAGCAGUGAUUCUGAAACUACAGUGGGCAGCAGAAUCCCCUGGAAGGCUUGUGAAACACAGCCCACUGGCCUCACCCCCAGAGUCUGUGAUUCAGCAGAUCCAGGUGGGCCUGAGAACCUGCAUUUCUAGCAAGCUCAGGGGCCAUGCCGCCGCUGCUGGUCCCACACCACACUUGGGAGAUCCAGCCUGUCGAAAGAGCAAGAAUGUAUCUACCUGUGGAGGGGGGUGUAAACUGGCACCAGGGCUACUGGGCUCUUCUCGUGGGGAGGAAGGGGGGGGUGCACACCAUCUGGAAAUCACCCAGGCAUUUUAAAUUCGAAUCCUUGAUCUCACGUCUUUAGUUUGUGCCUUCUGGUUAUUUAAAAAUAAAACACCGUAGGUUAUGUAUCCUUGGAAGAAAAAUACGACAGUUUAGUCCUGCUGAGUGUUGCCACGUAUUACACAUUUGAUUUUUUCAUCACACUAAUUUCUGAUUACAAAUGAGCCAGUGAGAGCCGAUCUCCACUUAACACAAAACAAAUCCACAAUCAUUUACAGCUUGCGGUCUUUGGCCCUUUCCUGGUUUCCAGGCCACCCUCACCCAGGGCAUUCUCCUGGGUCAAGUUAGGACACACCCACAUCAAGCUUACAGGUAAGUUCUAGUAACUUCUUAGUGGGAACACCUGGCUGGCCUCUCCCCACCCUGCAGACUCUCUCUUUUCCUGAGGACUAGGACGUCUGCCUCUCCCAGAGCAGACUUAACCCCAGGGCUGUGAUUCCUGUUCAGUAGCAUGGUCCCGGCUAAAGCCCGCUCUCUGCAGAGUCCAGCAAGAACAACCCUGGACGUGGGGUCACCCCCGGGCUGACACACAGCCUGGCUCAUGUGGAGUGCUGGGGUACCGCCAGGAUGACAGAACAAGGCCCGAGAGCUUUGGUCAACAAACAAUGAAGCCGGGUGGUCUUAUGUCUAACACCCCCUGGAGGAUCAAGUGGCUUCUGGGUUCAAGAAUUCAUAGCCUUAAAAAAAAAAAAAAAAAAAAAAAAAAAGAA
Molecule: messenger RNA, 14060 nt
Organism: Acinonyx jubatus (cheetah)
Lineage: Eukaryota; Metazoa; Chordata; Mammalia; Carnivora; Felidae
Product: KIAA1614 ortholog
Exons: 10
Coding region: 1063-4806 (1247 amino acids)
Biological process (GO): establishment or maintenance of cell polarity; centrosome cycle; regulation of cellular localization
Cellular component (GO): apical plasma membrane; nucleus; cell cortex
Molecular function (GO): protein kinase C binding
Source: RefSeq, a predicted model, not a curated record